Messenger RNA from Argiope bruennichi, 1954 nucleotides. RefSeq names its product gastrula zinc finger protein XlCGF7.1-like. The transcript has 3 exons. Gene Ontology annotation, molecular function: RNA polymerase II cis-regulatory region sequence-specific DNA binding; DNA-binding transcription factor activity, RNA polymerase II-specific. NCBI's taxonomy places the organism in Eukaryota, Metazoa, Arthropoda, Arachnida, Araneae, Araneidae. Gene Ontology annotation, biological process: central nervous system development; regulation of transcription by RNA polymerase II. Bases 1 to 693 code for a protein of 230 amino acids. Gene Ontology annotation, cellular component: nucleus. The record is from RefSeq and is a predicted model, not a curated record.
AUGGAGAAACCAUACACAUGCGAUAUUUGUAAUAAAACAUUCAAUCUGCGAUCGAGUGUAAAAAGACAUUUACGGUCGCAUACCAAAGAGAAAAUCUCACACAUGCAACAUUUGAAGGAGAAAUUAAGAAUACAUGUGCAAACUCAUACACAAGACAAACCGUACAAAUGUGAGUUUUGUGACGAAGCAUUUUCUGAGAAAGGGAAUUUAAAAUUUGUUUUUGUUGUUGUUACUUUUGGCACUUUACAACCCACUGACAGAUCUAAACCACAUGUAUGUGACAUAUGUGAAAAAACAUUUUAUCGCCGGCCAGAUUUAGUAAGACAUUUACGGUCGCAUACACAAGAGAAACCUUAUGCAUGCAACAUUUGUAACAAAGCUUUUUCCGUGAAGGGGAAUUUAAGAGUACACUUGAGGACGCAUACACAAGAGAAACCAUACAAAUGUGAUAUCUGUAACAAAGCUUUUUCUGGGAGGGGGAAUUUAAAAGUACACUUACGAAUGCAUACGCAUGAGAAGCCAUAUACAUGUGACUUUUGUAACAAAGCAUUUCCCUAUAAGAAGAAUUUAAUAAGACAUUUACGUAUCCAUACACAAGAGAAACCGUAUACAUGUAGCAUUUGUAACAAAGCUUUUUCCGAGAAGGGGAAUUUAAAAAAACACUCGCAUGUGCAUAUGCAAAAAAACAAAUAAAAAAACCCAUAAUCAUGUGAUGUUUAUAGCAAAGCCUUUUCUACAAAGUUGAAUUUAAAAUUGCAUUUUCAGAUGCAUACAAAAGAGAAACCAAUUGCAUGUGAUUUUUAAAUUAAAGCAUUCUGUAUUGCACACCAUUGUAGACAGAAGACAAUUAUAAAAAAGGAAUAAGCCAUUCAUUUGGGAUGUUAAUAAAACAUUUUCUACAAGAGCAUUUCAAUAAACAAAUACUAAGAGUCUUUUUUUUUUUUUUUUUACUGGCACAUACUGAGAUACUAUUUCUGUUACAUACAUGAUUUAAAUAUAUUUUUUAAAUAAAUAAUUUAUACAAUAUAUAAGAUAAGACAGUGAAAAUGAAUAAUUUAUAAAUGAUGAAAGUCCCACUAUAUAUGUUGAGGAAUAAAUUGCCUGAAACCCAGACAUCUGCCUUCAUUCUAUUACUUAACAAUCUUCCAUUGAUUCAUUUAGAUUCUAGAUGCAUAAGGAAGAACUGUUACUUUUUAAUUAAUAAUAAAGCAUUUAAUUGCAAGGAUUCUUUAAGGAUACAUUCACAGUCCUACUCUGAAUGGAAAUUAAACAACUACGAAAUAUGAACUAAAAUGUUUUGUGCAUUAAUGGUUAAUAAUUAACAUAAAGUUAAAGAUUAACCUAGAAAAAUUAUUAUUGUAAUAAAUAAAUGGUAAGGAAUGUGUAUCCUUAAGGACUGAAAAAUUUUUAAUUAAAAUGUCUUAAAAUAAUUUUUUGUUCUAAUAAUUUUGUUUUGCAUGACAAAAACAUAAAUUUGUUUUUUUAUUACAUUGUGAAACAUUUAAAUGGAUAUUUAUAAGUCAAUUCCUCAUUAUCAACAAGAUUUUGUAUAUACAUAUUUGCCGAUAUAUUUUGCAUGUACAAAUGUAUAUUGACAAAAAUUUGUAUUGUAAAAAAAAAAAUUGCUCCUAUCUUAUUACUGCAUGUGUGCCUAGAGCAUUUAAGUUUUCUUCUAGGAUGUCUUGUAGCUUCUUGAUUUAUAAGGAGCUGUAAAAUAAACUUAUGAAAGUUUAGAAUUAACAUAUGUAUGCUAUAUAUAUGAUUCAAUAAUUGAUUUUGUUUGUUAAGAAAGAUAUGCUUCCUUUUUCAUUCAUAUAUGAUAGUGUAACUUCAUGUUCUUAGUGAUGCAAUUUCAUCCAUAUAUCUUUCCGCUUUUUAAAUCUGUAUCAUAUAUAAAAUCAAGUUUUAUUGUUAUGUUUCUUAUAAGUUUGCCUUUGAAAUAUGAAUAAUUAAA